AUUUUUAUCUACGUCUUGACCUAUCCUUUGCUGUCUCCAAGACAAGUCGCAGAUUCCUGGAGUUUUCCAGCAGAGAAUUUAUAAAAACCUUCAUCUGUGUUUAUCUCUCAGAAAUGUCCGAAACACGCCUGAGUCUGAUAAUUUUCGGUGCAACAGGUUUCACUGGUAAGUACACAGUGAAGGAAGCCCAUCGAUUAUCUAAAACCCAUCAAUUCACCUGGGGAAUUGCUGGAAGGAGCAAGGAACGUUUGGAGGCUGUGCUGAAGGAAUUUGCUCCAGAUGCUGACAAUGUUCCGAUCAUCACAGCCGACAUAAAGGACGAUGAAUCCCUCAAAAAAAUGGCAGAACAGGCUAGAGUAAUAGUAAACUGCUGUGGUCCUUACCGAUUCUAUGGAGAACCCGUAGUAAAGGCCUGCAUCGCUGCCAAAACUCAUCAGGUAGACAUCACUGGAGAGCCCCAGUACAUGGAAAGAAUUCAGCUGGAGUACCACGAGGCUGCCCAGAAGGCUGGUGUCUACAUCAUCAGUGCAUGUGGCUUCGACAGCAUUCCCUGCGACCUGGGAGUAAUCUUCACCCAGCAGAAAUUCCAGGGUGAAGUCAACUCCAUCGAGAGCUACUUGAACAGCUGGGCAGAUCAUAAUCUUGGAGGUCCUUCCCUCCAUUAUGGCACCUGGGAGUCUGCUGUUUAUGGGCUGGCCCAUGCCGACGAGCUCAGGGGCCUGAGAUCCAAGCUCUACCCCAAGAGACUUCCACCUUUUGAGCCAAGACUCAAAGCCAGAGGUGCAGUGCACUCGAGCAAUAUUUCAGAGGGAUAUUCUGUCGUAUUUCCUGGGUCUGAUCGAUCUGUCGUGUACAGAACUCAGCGUUAUCUCUACGAGAAUGAUAAAAUACGUCCAGUGCAAAUUCAGACGUACAUGACCUUCAAGUCUCUCCUGACAAUCAUGGCAAUUACAUGCCUGGGUACUGUCUUUUCUCUCAUGACCAAAUGCAAAUGUGGACGAACUCUGCUACUGAAGUAUCCUAAAUUCUUCUCUGGAGGAUUUGUCAGCAACGAGGGACCAUUAUUCGAAGCCAUGGACAAAACAUUUUUUUCCAUCACUUUCAAAGCCCAGGGAUGGACCGAAAAACUUGCUGAACCCACUGACAAGCACUCUGAAUCGCCAAAUAAAGAGAUGAUCACUAAAGUCUCUGGUAGAAACGCAGGCUACGGUGCCACCUGCACUAUGGUAAUGAUGUCAGCCCUCAUGAUCCUCGAAGAUGGAGAAAAAAUGCCAGAGAGUGGUGGUGUCUUCCCUCCGGGGGCAGCAUUUGCAAAAACAUCGAUAAUCGAUGAAUUAAAUAAAAAUGGAGUGACAUUCGAGGUCGUAUCGUCGAAGGAAAAAUAGAGGUAACGAGUGCAUGAAAAUUCACUCGAAAAGGCUCUUCAUUUUCAAGGAAUAAAUGACUUACUCCGUCGAUAUCUCGGACGUCCAAUUGAAUUCACGAUCUCAUAUUCCACUUUUUUUCUGCAUCUUCUCUGCCUCGACUUUUGUAAUUUCUUACGUAUUCAAUGAGCUAGUGUGACUCACAGGCUGGGUUUUCUCUAUUUACAGUACUAUUAAUUAAUUUUAUAGUGUAUAGAUUGUGUGUGUUGUACUAAUGUUGGAUGGAGAAAUAAAAAUCAUGAAAUGGGGGAAAA
Messenger RNA from Fopius arisanus, 1678 nucleotides. Its product is annotated as saccharopine dehydrogenase-like oxidoreductase. The record is from RefSeq and is a predicted model, not a curated record. Gene Ontology annotation, cellular component: lipid droplet; mitochondrion; plasma membrane. Gene Ontology annotation, biological process: glycolipid biosynthetic process. Bases 114 to 1385 code for a protein of 423 amino acids. NCBI's taxonomy places the organism in Eukaryota, Metazoa, Arthropoda, Insecta, Hymenoptera, Braconidae. The transcript has 3 exons.